AGCGCCUGGCUUUUGUGCCAAAGGGUAGGUGAAUUAGUGUAGAAAGCGCAUUGUGAUGCGGGUUGCCUUGCCUGCCUCUUUCAGAAAGUUCUCUCUCUCGCCCUCUUUCCCUCUCUCGCUGCUAUGGGACUGGAUGGGGAGCUCACACAGCCUGGCUCCGGCCCCGGAGUCCCUGCUCCUGUUUAAUAUUCUACUUGCUCCACUGAUGUUGUGCUUGGCUCCUGUGGGACUGCAACUCACGGCUUGAAACCGGAGCCAAUUUUCUGUCUUAAUCUCCGUGUUUUGACUGGAGGCAGAUCCAGUUCAGCCCAAUCGGGGCUGGUGGAAACAACUACCUAAGAGUCUCGCUCUGUUUCGCUUGGGGAAGGAAAAAAGAAGGGAGGAGGAGUAGGAGGAGUGGGGAAAGAAAGGGGGGAAAAAUAAAGGAAGGGAAAAAAAAAAGAAAAUCCUGCCUGCCUGCCACACAUAAGAAACAACACAUGUAUGCAAUGUCGUUGGCGAGGUCGCUGUGUUUGCGGGAGUGAGACCGGCAGAGUAUGCGGAGAGAAUAAAGUGAUCAUCUGGCAAUCUGCGAGCAUCCCUCGAAUCGAUCGGAGGCGCCGCGAUGACUCUGGUGCUGCCCCUGAGCAGCUUCUGCGAGCCCAUUGUCUCCUCCGAAGGAGCCGCCGAGUUCCAGCCGCUGUGGGAGUCGCGCUGUUGCAGCAAGAGCAGCCCCGCCUCGGAUGCAGCCACCGCCGCCACCGCCACCGCCACCGCCACCGCCACCGCCAGCAGCAGCAGCAGCAGCAACAACAACAACAACAACCCGGGCCAAGCGCAGCCGCUGCCGCCGCCGAGCAACGACAGCAGGGCAGCGGCUGGGCAGCCCCCGGCGCCAGGAUCUCACCACAGAGGAAUUUCAAAUCCUGCAACAACAUCCAAGAUCACGUACUUUAAAAGGAAAUAUGUGGAAGAAGAGGACUUCCACCCCCCACUCAGCAGCUGUACACCUAAAACGAUAUCUGUCUUUGAGGAGCGGGCACAUAUCCUUUACAUGUCUUUAGAAAAACUGAAGUACAUUGACGACCCCGAAGUCUACUUAAGGAGAUCCGUCCUCAUAAACAAUUUAAUGAAGAGAAUUCAUGGGGAAAUUAUCAUGCAAAACAACUGGUGUUUCCCUGCUUGCUCCUUUGGGGGGGGCCCUGCCCAGGAGUGGUUUGUUUCUCAUGACUGUCCUUAUAGAAAACGUCUUCGGAUGGCAAGGGAGGACUGCGAAAAGAUCCACACCUGCUGUUUUUACCAAGACUGCAGCAGCCACUAUUUAAGUUUGCCAUUGUCUGCUAAUUCUGCAAUGGGAAAUUCCUCCUCCUCCUCGUCUUCUUCUUCUUCUUCUUCCUCCUCCUCCUCUUCCUCCUCCUCCUCCUCCUCCUCGAUAUCUUUGCCAAGUUGUUCUCAACAGGUGGAAGAUGGUGUUGGCAGUACCCCAGUUUACCGGAGCGAUGAUCAGAUACACAUCAAUGAAAUUUUCAUUACUAAUGCUGGGCUGCAUGGGAACCAGGACAAGACUGUAUUAACCAAUGAGAAAGGAAGCCACGAUAUAGAACGGGAUUGGGAGCCUAUGAAAAGCGACCAUGGAAUUGCAUGUAAAAGCAAAUGUUACGAUUAUUUUGAGGCGGGGUGUGCUGACAAGAGCAACAUGACCGAAACUUGGAAGAAAUCCUUACGAAAAAGGGAAUGCUUACCAGGUGGCAAAAUAUGUUGCAGUAAAGGAAGUAAAAUAUGAACCACCUUCAUAUUUAUAACUGCAGUUCUAAAGCACGCACAAGCAUGUUGAAUUUAUCGAACAAUAUUCCAUUCCGGAUGAAUUUUUCUGAUAGUUUUAUACAGCCAAUACAAUCAUAUCACAAGCUUCAUGGAUAGGACUUGGCAGCAGAGUGCGUAGGAGCGUAUGUAUGUAUGUAUGGUUUGCAUCGCAGAACUAUUGAUACAUAUAUGGAAUCUUCAUAAAGAGCUCAGUUGAAUUGCAAUGUGUAUUUUAGCUUUUGUCGCUGAGGAAAACCAAUAAACCAGACGGAGAAAACACAACCCUUUUCACCUAGGCCCCUGGGAAGUCUGACAUGUAUUAAAAGAAAUCUCCUUUGUGCGUAUCAAUUAAUUAUAUAUCUGAUAAACAAAUUAUUACCAGCAAAGGGGGAGUUCUACUUCUUGCCCAAGAAUUAUGGCCAUGAGAAAGACUAGGGAGAGUUGAAGAUGAAAACAACCAUUUCGUUAUCUAGUAUUGAAACCAUUCGGAUGUAUUUAUGUGUCUGGUUCAACUGACCCAAUUGGUUGCAAUAAAACCUCUUUGUGGAAUAUUUAUCAGAAGCAAACAGUUCCAGCACAUGCACAGAUUUCAGCUAAGCUGCAAGAAUGAGUGAGCCUUAUGGUGGUUUGUUGCUAUAAAGGGCAGGAUUUCUUUGGUGCCUUACUUUUUAAUCUUAAUUUUUCCAGGGUGAAAAUUAAGUUGUUGUUUU
Messenger RNA from Zootoca vivipara (common lizard), 2492 nucleotides. NCBI's taxonomy places the organism in Eukaryota, Metazoa, Chordata, Lepidosauria, Squamata, Lacertidae. The record is from RefSeq and is a predicted model, not a curated record.